CGUCCCGCCCGGGGCAGCGGCGGGAGGCGCUGAGGCGGCACCGUGCCCGUCCCGCCCGGGGCAGCGGCGGGAGGCGCUGAGGCGGCACCGUGCCCGUCCCGCCCGGGGCAGCGGCGAAGCGGUGUCAGGGCUGCCGGGGGCCCGCGGCUCUGGGGCCAGCGGCGUUCCCUCUGCUGCAACGGGAGGCUGCGAGGGGCCCUGUCCUGCCACCUGUGCGUCCCCUCAGGGUGCGCCUGGGGGCCCAAGUCUCCAUUGCUGCUCUGAGCAGGAAAAGAUCUCACCAUGGCACCAUCGGGAAGAAAGCAUGGAGGAAAAGCUGGUAAACCAGCACAGGAAGAUCAGACCAUACCUAGUUAUGACUUUGAGGAGGAAAGAAAACUGAGUGGAUCAGAGGAAGAUAUUAGAGAAGGUGACACACCAGUAAUGGACAAGCAUGGAAAGAAAAGACCUCUGGUGGCUACUCAUGUUCCAGAUGAUGUGGGGGGUGAAGUACAGAAUAUGUUGGAGAGAUUUGGAGCUGACAUUAACAAGGCUCUCCUAGCUAAGAGAAAACGAUUAGAGAUGUAUACAAAAGCCUCACUCAAAACCAGUAACCAGAAGAUUGAACAUGUUUGGAAAACACAGCAGGAGCAAAGGCAGAAGCUCAAUCAUGAGUUCUCCCAGCAGUUUAUGACCUUAUUUCAGCAAUGGGAUGUAGAUAUGCAAAAGGCAGAGGAGCAGGAAGAAAAACUAGCGAAUAUGCUUCGUCAGCAACAAAAAGUUUUUCAACAGGCAAGAAUAGUUCAAAGUCAGAGACUGAAAACCAUUAAGCAACUCUAUGAGCAAUUCUUAAAGAGCAUGGAGGAGCUGGAGAAGAGCAAUGAAAAUCUUCUGGCUGGUGCCCAAAAUGAACUUCGCAAGGAAAUGGCAAUGUUGCAGAAGAAAAUUAUGAUGGACACUCAACAGCAGGAGAUGGCAACUGUUCGCAAGUCUCUUCAGUCCAUGUUAUUCUGAUGGCUCAGUGGAGAAGCAACAUGUACCUAAGUAACAUGAUACAAGUACAGGCAUUAGAAGGAUGUUGAGAUUUAAGUGUUUCAAGGUUCCUAUUAAGCUCUUUCCUGGAUUUUUCUAAUCUUGUCUGUUACUGUUGUAAGAAUAUAUCUUAGUAAACUUUUAUUACUGGGGAGCAGUAUGGACCCCAAACCAUUCACUGUCUGUUCAGCUGAUUUUUAACAAUUUCAUAUCCACUUGCAAGAGCAUUGGACUGCUUUAAAUUGUUUCACUUUUUGUAAUACCAAGUUGUAACAAGGGGAAGAAUUAAUGAAACAUGCAUUAUCCAUGUUUUACAUAAUAACUUGAGGCCUUUAGAUACAUUGUACAAAUAGAAGCAUUUCUAACAAGCUGCAGAUUUUCACAGUUUCAACAUUUAGUCCGCUGAUAUAUUAGUUGUUAUAAAAAUUCACAGGGUAUGACAUAGCUCAGAAUUGUUUAAUGAUGUGUAUUAUGGUAAAUUAAAGUAAAUUUUGUUAACUUUUUUGUUAGUCUAGACAUUGAACUAUCUUUGUAUUAGUAAGAAAUUUAUGAACUGCUGUAAUUCAUACAGAUUUUUUUUUUAAAGUUAAAUGAUGAGUUUAAUGUAUCUGCUCAAGUAACAAUAAUUAAACAUUAUUCAUUUUGGGAUCUACAUUUUGUAGAACCACUACUAGAAGAAAUCUACCUCAUUUAUUUAGUACAGGCUAUUACAAGCCUUUGAGAUGGAAUAUUAUUUUUUGCUAUUCCAAAUGGCUAAAAAUUUAGGGGGGGCUGAGUUUUAAGGGUAAAGCAUUUAUCUUUCAUGUAUCUCACUACAGUAAAUAAGUACAAACUAAA
This is a messenger RNA of Parus major (Great Tit), 1848 nucleotides long. RefSeq names its product synaptonemal complex protein 3 (gene SYCP3). Bases 283 to 993 code for a protein of 236 amino acids. Gene Ontology annotation, cellular component: synaptonemal complex. The transcript is spliced from 9 exons. The record is from RefSeq and is a predicted model, not a curated record. Lineage: Eukaryota; Metazoa; Chordata; Aves; Passeriformes; Paridae. Gene Ontology annotation, biological process: meiotic cell cycle; spermatid development.